UCACCGAAGAGUGCCGCUGUAUAAAUAUCCGAGGAGCACCUGAACGCAGCAGCUGCUGACAAGCGGAGCUGGCGGUUGAUGUCCGCGCAGUGACGAGUGACGACCAACGUCUCAGCAUGGACAGCCCCAAAGAGGCGGCCAUGCCCGCAGCACGCAUCUUCUCCCAGGUGGUGUUCACCGACCCCCCGCACUCCUACCCGCCCGUCAGCCCCGUCACCUGCAGCUACACCCACACACCCGCUUUCCAGCCGAGCCCCCGGGACUGGGUGGGCAUGUUUAAGGUGGGGUGGAGCACCACCAAGGACUACCACACCUUCGUGUGGGUGGAGUCUUGUCUGGAUGUGGUCGGGUCCGCCACCAGGCAGGCUGUUUUUAAAGAGUACUACCUGCCCAAGGAUGAGCUGGACUUCUACCAGUUCUGCUACGUCGACGGCGCCGGUCAGGUGUGCGGAGCCAGCACUUCUUUCUGUUUUAAAAACCCGGCGCAGCGAAGCCCGGAGAGCAUCGUGGAGGACGAGCUCAUGGUCGUCACCACGCAGGAGCAGGUCGAACGGAGUCUACGCGAGAAAGCCGAACUGCAGAGGGAGCUGGAUCGGAUCAGGGGGGAAAAUGAAACCUUGAAACAGGAGAGACGGCAACGGGACGGCGAGGAGGAGCAGCGGAAACGAAGCUCGGGGUUAGACGCGGCAUCCAGACAAAAGGAGCAGGCGCACGCCCAGGAGAAGUUGGACCGAGCCGAGGUGAAGAUCAACCUGCUGAAGGAGGAACGCGAGGAGCUGAGGGGGCGGGGCGCCACUCAGGGGGCGGAGGUCGCCACGUUAAAUUCCAAACUCAGACAACAAGAAAGGGAACUGUUCAAAAUGAAAGACGCCAUCCAGCUGCUUCAGGUUGACCUCCAGAGCCUUGAGAGGGAGAAGGAGCGGCUCCAAGCGGAGCUGCAGAGGUCGCAGAGCCUCGUGCGCGACAUGGUCGCCGUGAAGCGCGAGAACCCGGAGCAGCAGACCUGUCCGGACGACGACCUCAGGGCGGAGUGUCAGGCUCUCGCCCGCCAGCUGCAGGACGCUCAGAGGAAACUGGCGUCUGAGAGGGAGGAGUCCAGAAACGCCAAGAGACACGUGGAGUCUCUGGACGACGAGGUGCAGGACCUCAGGGAGCAGCUGGAGAAGGUGGCCUCCGCCUGUGAGCACGCAGAGCGCAUGAGCGCCAAACGGGAGCUGCAGCUCACGGAGUUGGACGAGACGAUCCGAGAGGUUCGCGAAGUGCUCGCAGAUAAAGGCGUUGUGAUCGAGGAGAAGGAACAAAUCGUCACCAUGGUGACGCGCGAGAAAGAAGCGCUGGUCAGAGAGAACCGGACGCUCGCCAGCGACAUGGAGAGGCUGCGCAGAGCGCUCGAAGACCUUCAAGUGUCUCCCGCCGCCGAGUCGCCUCGCCUGCAGCCGGACGGCAACACGCCCAGCAGGCAGCAGCAGCAGCAACAGCAACAGCAACAGCAACAGCAACAGCAGCAGCAACAGCAGCAACAGCAACAGCAACAGCAACAGCAACAGCAGCAACAGCAACAGCAACAGCAGCAGCAGCAACAGCAACAGCAACAGCAACAGCAUGUACCUGAAGAAGAGAUCAACCUGUAUGAGACCAUUGACAUCCUUGGAGACACAGAGGAAGAGCUGCUGGUGUGCCGUCACUGCAACGAGAGCUUCCCCUGCAUCACCCGAGACGAGCUGGAGCAGCACGAGCGGAGUCACCGCAUGUGCCCGUACUGCACGUUGAUCUGCGACAACAUGGAGCAGCUCGUGUACGAGGACCACGUCUACAGCCACGAGCUCAUAACUUUGCACUCUUCAGAGGAAACGGAUGAUCUCCUGGAACCAUGACCGGGUUGAAGUGAAGCUGUAACGCGUGAAUGUCUGGAAACGGUUCUGCUGAAGCAAUAAAAAAACAAAACAAGUGGUA
Molecule: messenger RNA, 1953 nt
Organism: Cyclopterus lumpus (lumpfish)
Lineage: Eukaryota; Metazoa; Chordata; Actinopteri; Perciformes; Cyclopteridae
Product: calcium-binding and coiled-coil domain-containing protein 2-like
Exons: 14
Coding region: 117-1874 (585 amino acids)
Source: RefSeq, a predicted model, not a curated record